GCCUACUCGGAAGAUGGAGCCGAUGGAGCGAUUCACCACCCACCAGCCUAGUAUUGUGUCUGCCAAAAUAGUAAUCAUGGCAUUGGCUCUGACAAGCCGCCAAUCUUCGGUGCCGGGCGGUAAUUGCCGCCGUGUCGUCACGACGUGAACGUGCUGUCGGCCAACCAAGCCCAGCCCUGUUCAAAUAAUGCUGGCGUGCCGCCACUCUCCCGCGAUUGGCGACGCCUCGAUUUUCCUUUUUUGUUUCAGAUUUCCACGUCUUUUGUGCCACAUUGUAAUCGCCUGAGACACAGUCCCUCAUCAUGCGUACCGGCAUUGCCCUCUCCCUUGCGGCAAGCAGCCUCAUCGCUCUGGUUGCCGCCCAAGACAAGUACGAAAUCACCGGUGUUCCUCACACCGACGAUGGUCCUGUCGGCGUUCGUCGCGACAUUGAAGACCUCCAGGCCGAGGCUGGUCCCCAGUGGGACCUAUACAUCCGUGCCUUGACUGCUCUCAAGUCUCGCGACUACGAUGACCAGCUCUCCUUCUUCCAAAUUGCCGGCGUCCACGGUCUUCCCUUUAUCGAAUGGGGCCAUGCUGGUGGACAGCGCGGAAACGGCUGGUUGGGAUACUGCCCCCACGGUGAAGGCCUUUUCCUUCCCUGGCACCGUCCUUACGUUCUUCUCUACGAGCAAGAAUUGGUUGCCGCAGCCAAGGAGAUUGCCCUCGAGUACCCCGAGUCGGUCCGUGACAAGUAUGUCCAGGCUGCCAAUGACCUCCGCUCUCCCUACUGGGACUGGGCCAAGACAUCUGCUGUCCCUCCUUCGACUGUUCCCACUCAGAUCACCAUCAACAUGCCUUCUGACAAUGGCACCACCGCCACCAGCGUCGACAACCCCCUCCGUGGCUUCGAUUACCCUGCUGAAGCCCGCCAGGGUAAGCUCGGUCGUUUCCCCUCAUCUCAGAGAACCACGCGCUGCAGCAGUAAUGGACGGUCCUACCCCAACAGCGCCAACGCCAACCUGCGCUCUCGCAACCUGAAGAGCAACUUGUACGCUGUUUACACUUACGCAACCACGUUUUCUCAGUUCUCCAGAAACGCCAACCGCGGUCUUGGUCUCGAGCAGAUCCACGACUGGAUCCAUCUUGAUGCUCCCUGUGGCGAGUCCUUCUUUGACAUUGGCACUUCUGGAUUCGACCCCUUGUUCAUGCUGCACCACACCAAUGUUGACCGUCUCUGGGCUUACUUCCAGUACAUGAAGCCCGCCGCUGCCAACUUGGACACCCGAUACUACGGUCAGUCCCGUUGGGAUACACCCCAGGGCACCAUCAUCACCUCUGCUAGCCCUCUCAGCCCCUUUUUUGACGGCGACGACAAGUUCCAUACUUCCGACUCUGUCGUUUCUAUCAACGGCUUUGGCUACACCUACGACGGCCUCAACUACUGGAACAUGACUGCCGACGACCUCAAGACUGCUGCUACUUCCAAGAUUAACGCUCUCUAUGGAAACGGCAACAACGGUAACAACAACAACAACAACAACCCUCCUGCGACGAACCCCUGGUCUGGCUUCCCCGGCUUCCCCAACGGAUUCCCUAACCGCAAGCGCGGGAACAACAACAACUUCCAGGGCAAGGGCACCAACACUCAGUAUUUUGCCAGCAUCCAGCUCGAACGUGCUGAGGUCGAGAGACCUGCCUCUGUUGAUGUGUACAUUGCUGGCCAAAGGGCCGGUGGUCUCGUUCUCAUGUCGCACCCUGCUUCUGGUGAGCUCAAGGGUGGAUUCACUGUUGAGAGUCCUGUUGCCACUGCAUUCUCUAUGCUUGGAAACAAUGACAGAUCACUCAGCCUUCUCGAGAAGUUUGUGACUGUCAAGAUCACCAAGCCCGAUGGAACCGUUAUUCCUCUCCAGACCGUCCCCAGCCUCAAGAUUGCCCUCGAAAAGGUGGACGUUGAGAUGCCCAAGUCUGCUUCGGAGCUGCCCAAGGCUAGCAACACCGAGUCGAUUGCCAUUGCUGCCAAGUCGGCCUAAAGUAUACGCUCGAGAUGACCCGUUGUUUAUGUAUUUACGUCUGUUAAGAGAUAAUGAAUGGGAUUAGGCCCCUUAAUGUUUAUAGUGGAAAAUUCGCAAAUAAUAUACAUCCCGUAUUAUAUUACAAAGCUUUGCGAAGCAUUUUGGUGGCCCAAGGUACCAGCUAUGUAUGAAAACGUAUCGUUGGCUAGUCGCAGCGCUGUGCGUACUAUCCGUGUUUUGUUCAGCAUUGCCGCCGCUCAUAGCGUUGCGACGUAUAUGACAAGAUGGGGUAUUGUAUUCAGGGGGUUUGCCUUGGGCCAAGAGGCGUCCACUCAUCCAACCUAUCUUACACCAACCUAGCGCGCUCAGAGACCACCUGAUGUGUUGGUUUGAUGUUCGCUGCGGACGUCCACAUUCGCUAUCAAAAGGUUAGCUGCUAUAGACGAUAGAGAAAAG
Messenger RNA from [Torrubiella] hemipterigena, 2450 nucleotides. Lineage: Eukaryota; Fungi; Ascomycota; Sordariomycetes; Hypocreales; Clavicipitaceae. The record is from the annotation of a GenBank genome assembly.